GCCGACCCUGAGAUGGGUAAGACUAUGCCUUUGUCCAAUGUCCUCGUCCGACAGACACAAAUACGAUACGACGAAAGAUUGACAGGAGAAAAACGACCAAACACGCACCACCGUUGAAGCAAAUCUGAAAGAGAGAUAUCCGUCCGACUCUCCCUCUCUCUCUCUCUCUCUCUCUCUGACUCUGAGAAAUUCUUGAGAUUUCAUUCAGUUUUUCAACAAAAUGAGUAUGACCCAGUUCGCUAUGGUUGAGGAAUUGGCUUCUCUUGUUAAAGACAAUCUUUCUUGUAAGCAUCUUAUUCUCUCAGUGGAAGAGGCCUUGGUGGACUUCCUUCAGAGUGAUACCAGUUCCAGUGGGGUGUUGGAGUUGGAACCCAUGAACUCAUACAACCGUCUUCUCUUGCAUCGUCUUGCAGACAUAUUUGGCUUUUCCCAUGAAUCCGUUGGUGAAGGAGAUGACCGGCACUUAAUUUUGGAGCGAUGCCCGGAGACAUCAAUACCUUCCAUCCUUGUUGGUGAUAUCUUGUGGCAGUAUGAUGAGCCUGAUUCUCCAACUACUUCACACCUAUUAUUAAAGCGGACAGAAGCUCCCCCAGUGGUAAGGAAAAAACCUCCUUUGUUUCAACACUCACUUGAGGAGAGAGAAGCUGCUUAUUUGGCUGCUCGUGAGCGAAUAUUUUCAAGGGACUUGGGAGAGGCAAAGGAAUCUGUCAAGCAAAAGCCACGUAGUGUCCCUGUUGUUGCCCGCCGGAUGAUAGCACAUGCCCUAGGCCAAAGAAUCAAUCCAUCCAGUCAAGAUUCCCUUCAUGAAGAUUGCAAAGUUUUGGGAGGGCACGCUAGUGAAUUGAAUGUGCAAGACAAGGUUGAAGAUGAGGCCAGUUUGACUGUGGAAGCUUUUCAGAAGGAAGGAAAUAUGAACUCGUGUGGUGAAGUGAAAAUGAACAGCCGCAGUAACAAUGCGCCACCUUUAAUUUUAAGUGAAAGGAAGACACCCAAAAAACAAGGUGACAAGAUUUCGGGUGGUGGCAACAGUAUAUCUCAGAAUGGAAGAAGUGGACAUGGUGUAGACGAGGAAUACUACAAAAGGGAACAUUUGGGAGCAGCAAAGAGGAUGUUUGCUCAUGCCUUGGGAAUGCGCUCAGGGAGGAAUGAUGUUCUUUCAAAAUGUAGCGAGAGAAAGCAUGUUGACACGGAGUAAGGGUUGCUUUUAGAAAAGCAUAUUUGUAUGCCAUUUCACUUCUCAUGUACUUGGGUACACAUCAACCGGAUCAUCUGGGGUCUUCAGUCAAAUGAAUGGUUUAUGGGCGUGUAGACUGUUCUGAUGACAUGUUGGGAGACGCAGUUGUGAAGGGAGGGAACCUCUUGGUAGUUUAUUGUUGGCUGCUCGCUCGUAUGUAUGGGCAAAUCAUAUAUAUAUAGGUCGCAGAUACUUGCACAGCUAAUUCCAUGUAGGACAACGCCAUUGUUCAUGUUGCGGAAAUAUUCAGGGAGAUGGGAGUGUCAGCCAAACUGGAUAAUUUUAUUUCUUUGGGAAAGAGAGGCUUUUGUAUGCAGCUUAACAUGCGAUGUAGUCAAGAAGUAUCUUUUUGGUUUGAUAGUUAAUUGUUGUAAUGGGUGGUGCAAG
Molecule: messenger RNA, 1621 nt
Organism: Prunus avium (sweet cherry)
Lineage: Eukaryota; Viridiplantae; Streptophyta; Magnoliopsida; Rosales; Rosaceae
Molecular function (GO): nucleic acid binding
Source: RefSeq, a predicted model, not a curated record